Messenger RNA from Solanum stenotomum, 1694 nucleotides. RefSeq lists its product as uncharacterized. The coding region runs from base 89 to 1489 and encodes 466 amino acids. The record is from RefSeq and is a predicted model, not a curated record. Gene Ontology annotation, molecular function: S-adenosylmethionine-dependent methyltransferase activity. The transcript has 18 exons. Lineage: Eukaryota; Viridiplantae; Streptophyta; Magnoliopsida; Solanales; Solanaceae.
ACCAUUUUUGUCAUUUUCUUCUCUUUUGGCACAAUUAGUUCACCGUCUCCGGCAGAGUCCACAUUGAGAGAGUUCACCGUCUCCGGCAAUGUCGGAAAUCGAAACGGCCGACGAACUUCAGCGCAGGGAGUUUGAAGAAGCUCUAGAAGUCAAAUCCCUCCGUCGUAUCAUCAGCGCCUACCUCAAUUAUCCUGAAGCUGCAGAAGAGGAUGUGAAAAGAUGGGAAAGGUCUCUUACAAAGCUACCGCCGCAUCAUAAGGCCCUAUUGUCUCACCUUCCGUCGAAGUUUCAGAAACUGAGAUGGUGCAUCACUGAAAAUUCAUAUUUCAUAUUUGAGAUGCUAAAGAUGUUUGAGCCCCCUCUUGAUAUGAGUCAGGAUGUUGAUAUUCGUGAAAACCAACAUCUAGAUGAUGUGUCAGGUAGUCAUCACUUUUCUAGAUCAAGGAACCUUUGCUUAUGUGAGUCAACGUCAACUAGUGGUGGAGUAGAUUGCCACUGCUUGGCUGAACCGAGCUCUAAAGAGACCUGCAAUGGGAAGUACCCGGCACCAUUUAAUAAGGAGCAAGAGGUUGAUGAUUGUAAGAGCCUUCCAAACCAGGACACGUUAUAUGCUUCUGCUUGUUGCAAUGGAAAGGUAUCCUCAUCACCUCCGGAAUGGUUGGACCCAUCUUUGCAGCUGCAUGUUCCACUGGUUGAUGUGGAUAAGGUUCGUUGUAUCAUCAGAAACAUUGUAAGAGAUUGGGCCAACGAGGGUCAAAAAGAACGUGAUCAGUGUUAUAGGCCCAUUCUGGAAGAGCUUGAACGCCUAUUUCCUAAUCGAUCUAAUGAAAAUCCUCCAGCCUGUUUGGUUCCUGGCGCUGGACUUGGAAGACUUGCACUAGAAAUUUCAUGUCUUGGUUUUGCUAGCCAAGGAAACGAAUUCUCAUACUACAUGAUGAUCUGCUCCAGUUUUAUUCUUAAUCAUACUCAAGCUGCUGGUGAAUGGACAAUCUUUCCGUGGAUACACAGCAAUUGCAAUUCGGUGUCAGACAAUGAUCAGCUUCGUCCCGUCUCUGUUCCAGAUAUUCAUCCGGCUAGUGCAGGUAUUACUGAAGGCUUUUCCAUGUGUGGUGGUGAUUUUGUUGAGGUUUAUAGUGAUCCAAGCCAAGCAGGAGUUUGGGAUGCAGUUGUGACUUGUUUCUUCCUAGACACUGCCCAUAACAUUGUGGAGUAUAUUGAGAUUAUCUCAAAAGUCCUCAAAGAUGGUGGAGUCUGGAUAAACCUGGGGCCCUUGCUUUAUCAUUUUGCAGAUAUGUAUAGUCCAGAAGAUGAAAUGUCUAUUGAUCUGAGCUUGGAGGAUGUGAAAAAGGUCGCUCUUCAUUAUGGAUUUAUAUUCGAGAAAGAAUCAACUAUUGAGACAACAUAUACUACAAAUCUUAGGUCAAUGAUGCAAAAUCAAUAUUAUGCUGCCUUCUGGACAAUGCGUAAGAAAACAAAGGCGACUCUGUAGUUAAGCAACAAAUAGUUUGCAUCCCUGUGUUGUGGAAUACCAAUGAAUUCACGCUGAUUCACUUAGUCCUGUUGAAGGCAUGCAUAUUCAAGACUAGGAGGACGAUUUUCAUAAAUCUAUUAUUUUUAGCGUGACAGAUUUAAACAAGAUUUUGUUUUCUUUGAUCAAUGUAAUGGAGAUGGAUGAAUGACUAUUCAAAUUUAAA